GUAGCUGUCUGCCUAAGAAUCAUGCAAAAUCAAAAAUUAGUGGCAGACCCAUUAUUACAUAUUUCACUGAAAUUGGCUGUAAUAUCAAGAAAAAGAUGUAAUAAUAUCAUUAAACUUAAUAAUUCCUACUGAUAUGGGUCGAUUUGGUUUUUAUCAGAUCAUUCAGUUCAUGGAUUUUGAAGAAAUGCACUGUUGUUUCCUUUAUAAAUUUUACAUUUUUAAAUUGAAAUAAAAUCUUUUAUCGGUUACAUUCAUUAAAAAUCUUUAUAAAAUCUGAAAGAUAAUUGUUUUACUAUCCAAUUUUGAAAAGAAAAUGAUUUGGAAAUAAAUAAAUUAAUUUGCUAAAAUUUAAAGAAAUUUGUAUUGUAAUCAGUGUAUUGGUUGCUAAUGGAAGCUUCAAAUUAUCUCCCCUUUCGUGACUCUCCAGUGUAGAAAUACAAUUACCCUACAGUUGUAUAGUAACAAUAUGGCUGAGGAAGUAGACAUCUCAGAGCAGACUACACAUUUAUGCAGCCUUUCUCACUUUUCUAAGACUCCAUGUUCACAUGUUUCAACCUCAGAAAAUGCUUCAAAGUUAAUUUAUUUGAAAGAAUGUAAGAAGUCAGUAUCAAAUCACUUACGUUCAUUGAACAUUUCAUACGAUGAGAACAUUUUGACAGAAGGUCUUCUUAUAUGUUUACGUGUUGGUAUAUUUCGUUUAAUGCCACAUUUUACUGUUUGCCCUUAUCAUCGGUCAUCUUUGGGGUUGAAUUGGAAGAGGAAAACAUCAUGUGUAUUUCCUGGCCAUACUGGAAAGAGUAAAGGGGAUAGACCGAUAUCAUACAGGACCAGCUACGCUCUGAUUUCACAGGGAGGAACAUUCUUGCCAAUAGGAUCAGCUAUCUGUAAAGUCUGCAAAACAAAAACAUGUAACAUCCUAGAAUUAUUUCCUGAUAUGAUGGACAUUAUUCCUGGUGAUGAGAAUUCAGGAGAAAUAAAAAUAAAUGAUCAGAUGGACAUUUAUCCUUGUGAUAUGGAUUCUGAUGGUCAUUAUUUAGAGCAUAAGUUUUCAGUAGUUGAACAGAACCAGACAAGAUAUAAGGGCAUGCAGUCAGAAGAUAUGACAGCUAAGGAAGAAAAUGACAUGAUAAGUGAAGAUGAAGCAUCUAUAUGGAUUUCACAGUCUGAUUCAGAAAAUUAUACGGUUUCUCUGCCAUCAUCUCAGAUAUCAUCAUGGAGUGCAGAAAAUGACAUACAAAGAAACACAUUAGAGGAAAUAAACAGUGCACUGAACAUUAUUGGUGGGGGGAAAAUCAGUCCAAUUACAUACCAAAUAAGGAAGGAUGUUAACAAACUCAAACCAAGAACAGUGCGCAGCCUGAAGAGAAAAGCAUCUGCUACGGUUCAUGAAGCUCUUGACUGUCUUGCACCAUUUCAAGCAAAAAAAGUUUGGCAACUCAUAGAUAUGGACAUGUGUUCAACACCAUCACCUAAAGUAAAUGAGCUGGUUGUUCAACUCUUCAAAGAAUCAACUGACAAGUGUACCAAAAAGCAGUUUCUGUCAAUGAUCUCAUUAAAUUACACAAAGCAGCAGCUGAGAGACAUAUUUCCUGGCAUUAGCAUAUAUGAGAUUGACCAAGCCAGAAUACAUGCAAAGACUUGUGGAAAAGGUGUUCCACCUCCAAUUAAAGAAAAAUGUGUUCGCCAAAAAAUGAAUAAAGAUAAGCUUGAUCAUGCACUAGAUUUCUUCCUGAAUCCUUCAUUUCAUCAGGUAACUUCAGUUGGCACUAAGCAGAUGCAUUUACGAAAUGGAGAAGUCAUCACCAUCCCACAGGUUGUAAGGACAGCAUGUCACUCAACACUAGUGACAAUUUACCAAUCAUUCUGCCAAGAAACAGAUUUCUCACCUUUGUCCAGAGCCACUCUUUUCAAAAUUUUGGCUGCAUGUCCUGCAUCAAAAAGAACUAAUCUAAAAGGACUGGAUAAUGUUGCAGCAGAUGGUGCUUUGGGAUUUGAGACUCUAUUAUCAACUCUGUCAAGCAUUGAAAGAUAUGUGUCAGAUAAUGACAAGCUAAUACAAGUUAAGGAAUGCAGAGAAAACCUGUUAGCAGCAAAGCUUUACUUGAAAACAGAUUUCAAGGCUCACAUUAAGCAAAAGGAUAGAUGUGCUGAUCACUGCAUUAGUUUUGCCCUUUCUGAUCCUAUUGAUUACUUUUUACAGUCUAUACAAUGUCCUUGUAAAUUCAGUUCUUGUUUAUAG
Messenger RNA from Mytilus trossulus (common blue mussel), 2239 nucleotides. RefSeq lists its product as uncharacterized. Bases 467 to 2239 code for a protein of 590 amino acids. The transcript is spliced from 10 exons. Lineage: Eukaryota; Metazoa; Mollusca; Bivalvia; Mytilida; Mytilidae. The record is from RefSeq and is a predicted model, not a curated record.